Molecule: messenger RNA, 1188 nt
Organism: Letharia columbiana
Lineage: Eukaryota; Fungi; Ascomycota; Lecanoromycetes; Lecanorales; Parmeliaceae
Exons: 2
Coding region: 1-1188 (395 amino acids)
Biological process (GO): tRNA wobble uridine modification
Cellular component (GO): elongator holoenzyme complex; cytoplasm; transcription elongation factor complex
Source: RefSeq, a predicted model, not a curated record
AUGUCCUUCCGCAAACGAAAUGUAGGGCUCGCCGGCCCCUCCUCUGCGCCUCCUUCCCCCAAGGACUCUCCCGUCACCCAUGCCAGUGUGCCCGGAGUGCGCCCAUCUCCCCUGGACGGCCGACCCACAACCUCGACCGGCACCCAAACCCUCGAUGACCUCCUCGCCGGGCACGCAGGCCUCGCCCUCGGCAACUCGUUGCUGGUGGAGGAAAACGGCACCACGGACUUUGCGGGGGCCUUGCUGCGGUAUUACGCCGCCGAGGGGGUGGUCCAGGGACAUAGGGUGCAUGUUGUGGGCGUAGGGGAGCAAUGGGGACGGGAGCUGCCUGGGCUUGUGGGAGGUGGUGGUGCGGUUGGUAAGGAGAGUGGAUCCGGUGUUGGGGUUGAUCAGGAGAAGAUGAAGAUUGCGUGGAGGUAUGAGAGGUUGGGGGAGUUUGGGACCGGGACUGCUGGAGCAAGAGCGACACCAGCGCCCAAUCGCAACCCAGUACCAUCAAGCCCAGGCCAAUCCGACUCCACGGUCACAAUUCCGUUUUGUCACAGCUUCGACUUGACCAAACGCCUCUCGCUCCCAACUUCUGGCACCAUCAGCUUCACCGCCAUUUCUCCCACCGCGGAGAAUCCGUUCGCUUCCAUUCUCCAAUCCGUUACCCUGGCAAUCGCUUCCUCUCCUCCCAACACCAUCCACCGCCUGAUAAUUCCCACUCUCCUCUCUCCAGCUCUUUUCCCGCCUUCCGCCAGCCAUCCCGGGCACCUCCUACCCUUCCUACAUUCCCUUCGUGCUCUCCUUCGCCACCACUCCACCCGCAUGAGUGCCAUGCUCACCCUCCCACUCUCGCUGUAUCCACGCUCGACAGGCCUUGUCCGCUGGAUCGAGCAUCUGUGUGACGGCGUGCUCGAACUGGCCCCCUUCCCUCACUCGAUCGAUGUCGAGCCGCCGUUGACCACGAGCUCCGGUUCUGGCAAGGCUGAGGAGAAGCCGCAAGGAAUGCUGAAGAUCCACAAAUUGCCCGUGCUGACCGAAAAAGGGGGAGGUGGCGGCGGAGGUGACGACUUGGCGUUUUCGUUGAGUAGGAAGAGAUUUGUGAUCAAGCCGUUCAGUCUACCGCCCGUUGAAGGAGACCAGGAGGCGCAGAGGGGAGAAGCGGAGGGUGGGAAGGUGGGAAAGGUGGAUAUUGAAUUUUAA